AUGGCCUCCACCAUACUACACCUCCGCUCCGAGACCAAGCCGCUCGAGCACCGGAGUGCCCUGACGCCCACCACAGCCAAGAAGCUGAUCGAGGCCGGCUACACCAUCAAUGUCGAGCGCAGCCCCGAGCGCAUCUUUGACGACAGCGAGUUCGAGGCCGUUGGCGCAACGCUUGUCCCCGAGGGCAGCUGGCCGAAUGUCCCCAAGGACCACAUCAUCAUCGGCUUGAAGGAGCUACUCGAGGAGGACUUUCCCCUCAAGCACGUUUUUGUGCAUUUUGCGCAUUGCUAUAAAUUUCAGGACGGGUUUGAGACAGUCCUGGCCCGCUUCCCUCGCGGCGGUGGCACUCUCCUUGAUCUCGAGUUCCUUGUAGACGACAACGGUAGAAGAUGCGCUGCGUUCGGCUACCAUGCAGGCUUUGCUGGUGCAGCUCUGGCGCUUGAGACGUGGGCGUGGCAACUGAACCAUACCGACCCCUUCCCCGGCGUAGCUUCAUACCCGAACGAAGACGCUCUGAUUGCAGAUGUGCAGAAGGCGCUCGCAGAGGGCAAGGCAAAGGCCGGCCGCUUCCCUCGUGUAAUCGUCAUUGGGGCCCUGGGCCGUUGUGGCCGUGGUGCCGUGGAUGCCUUCACUCGUGCUGGUGUGCCGGAUGAGAAUAUCCUUCGGUGGGAUAUCCAGGAAACGUCCGCGAAGUCUGGUCCAUACAAAGAGAUCACCGACAGUGACAUCUUCGUCAACUGUAUCUAUCUCACCUCUAAGAUUCCCCAUUUUGUCAACUUUGAGAGCCUCAAGGAUGCCGAUCGCAAGCUGAGCGUGGUGUGCGAUGUGUCUGCAGACACCACGUCGCCAUUUACACCUGUCCCCAUCUACACCGUUGCUACCACCUUUGACAAGCCCACCGUGCCUGUCGAGGUCGAGAGCGGGCCCAAGCUCAGCGUCAUCAGCAUCGACCACCUGCCGUCGUUGCUGCCGAGAGAAGCCUCCGAGGCAUUCAGCAGCGACCUCCUGCCGUGCCUCCUGGGCCUCAAGGACUGGCGCAACCACCCGGUGUGGUCGAGAGCGGAGAAGCUGUUCCAGGAGAAGGUGGCGGCUCUACCCCCUAGCGCCCUGGAGAAGUAG
Messenger RNA from Phaeoacremonium minimum UCRPA7, 1119 nucleotides. RefSeq names its product putative saccharopine dehydrogenase protein. Gene Ontology annotation, cellular component: cytoplasm. NCBI's taxonomy places the organism in Eukaryota, Fungi, Ascomycota, Sordariomycetes, Togniniales, Togniniaceae. Gene Ontology annotation, molecular function: saccharopine dehydrogenase (NAD+, L-lysine-forming) activity. The transcript is spliced from 3 exons. The coding region runs from base 1 to 1119 and encodes 372 amino acids. The record is from RefSeq and is a predicted model, not a curated record.